AUGCCGCCCCAAUAUCAGCGCCCUCGGCCAUCUAAGCAGACAAUCUUAACCCGCUAUGGUGGAUGGCUUCCAGCUAAACCUGAGGUUUAUGAAGCAUUCUUCAAUGAUCUCCUGCGCACGUACGACCCAAAGAGGCCCGGAGCUCAUGUCCCGGCAGUUCAAGAGUUUGAAGAUGCCAUUAUCAGUAGUUCUGAUAUCGGAUUGCUUAACUUGUUCGAAAAAGCCUUCAUACAAUCUGCACCCGAAAACAGGGUUCGAAAUUUUCAACAACUGUUACACUGCAUGGAUAAGAUUGUUGUUGCUGCGCCCAAAUUUCAGGUGUCUCGAAACGAGCAGGGCGAAAUUACCAGUGGCGAACCCAUUGGUGUCCCCUUGUAUCUUCUGCUCGAUCUUCUCAGUAACACGGCUGCCGGUUACGACCUCUUUCGCAACACAAGAUUCAAUGAUGCUCUGAAGGCUUUGCUCGAUUCUUGGGGCAAGUACCUUCAGAGCUCUAAAUCCAACAAUACACUCAACAACAGUGACGAGGGUUGGUUCAGUAAACUUGGAUUAGAGACUCUUGACAAUGGCCGCGGCAUAUUUAAUGAUAUCUACGAAUGUCCCGAUGAGACUGCAGUGAAUCGUGGCUUCACCUCCUGGGAUGCUUUCUUUACCAGGAAAUUCAAACCGGGUGCUCGCCCUAUUCAGCCUCAGCCAGAUUUCCCUAAUUUCUUCAUUUAUAAUGCUUGCGAAUCUACCGUAUUACGCAAAGCAACAGGAAUCAAGGAACACGACCAGUUCUGGCUCAAGGGCCAGCCUUAUUCAAUCUAUGAUAUGCUUGCCACCAUACAGGACGAUAGAGUUGCCCAAUCGUUCAUCGGUGGGACCGUCUAUCAGGCUUUUCUCUCUCCGUAUGACUAUCACCGCUGGCAUAGCCCCGUAAAUGGUACCAUUCGCGAGAUCCAGAUUAUUCCGGGAACAUAUUAUGCGGCGCUGCCUGAUGAAGGGGCAGAAAAAUCUGAUCCCGACUUCCAACCUGGAGACCCUCGAGGUGCUAUCAUCCGCUCCCAGGCAUGGCUGACCCAAGCUGCUACUCGUGCUAUCAUUUACAUCGAUGCCGACAACAAAGAUAUUGGUUGCGUCGUAUUUAUCGGUGUUGGAAUGGUCGAGGUGUCGACGUGUCAGGUCAGCGUCAAAGUUGGAGGUAGUGUCAAAGUUGGUGACGAGCUCGGGAUGUUCCACUUUGGUGGCUCGACUCAUGCGCUCAUCUUUGGACCCGACGUCAAACUCAAGUUUUUUGAUUACGUUCAAGCCAACGAACACUUACACGUCAAUAUCCCUUUGGCCGCAGUAGAAAUUUGA
Messenger RNA from Lentinula edodes (shiitake mushroom), 1341 nucleotides. Its product is annotated as phosphatidylserine decarboxylase. Gene Ontology annotation, molecular function: phosphatidylserine decarboxylase activity. Gene Ontology annotation, biological process: phosphatidylethanolamine biosynthetic process. The record is from RefSeq and is a predicted model, not a curated record. Gene Ontology annotation, cellular component: mitochondrion. NCBI's taxonomy places the organism in Eukaryota, Fungi, Basidiomycota, Agaricomycetes, Agaricales, Omphalotaceae. Bases 1 to 1341 code for a protein of 446 amino acids. The transcript is spliced from 2 exons.